GACUAAUAAAAGAUUUUAAAAUGAAAGUGGACUUAAUAGUUUUUAUAAAUAUUUUAAUAUUAAGCACAGUGCACUGUCAGCAAUGCAUCAAAAGUGCAAAAAAUAUGCAGAACCUGAACAUCACAAGAUUUGCAACUGGACGUUGGUAUGUCUAUAAAUCUAGUUUGCUCUAUGGACAACUUAAGGUGUCUUGCACUUACGGAGACUUCAAAAAUAGCACUUUCGGAAAAUUUAAUGUUAAUUAUAUAGUGCUGAAUAAAAAAAGAUCUGAUGUAAUUCCUUACAACAAAAAUCAGCUUGGAUUUGAUGCAGAUAUUUCAGUUCCAUUUCCAAUUUUAAAUUUGAAUAUCACAAUGACUGCAAAGUCUGUUAUUGUUGGCACAGAUUACGAUAAUUAUGGCAUAAUCUACGGAUGUGGGAAUCUCGGCUUUGUUACGGUUUCAGAGCUAUUGAUAAUUAGUCGUUCAAACUACACGCUAGAUGCAAACUCGACAGCAAUUGUAAACAGCACACUCAUUUCUAGUGGAUUAAAUAAAAUUGCACUUAAAACAUCGCCGGUCAGCAACUGUAAGAAUUAG
Molecule: messenger RNA, 578 nt
Organism: Chironomus riparius
Lineage: Eukaryota; Metazoa; Arthropoda; Insecta; Diptera; Chironomidae
Source: the annotation of a GenBank genome assembly